GCCGGGCCCGGCCGCGCAGGGCCGCCCUCAAGGUCCGGGCGGCACCAUGAAAUCUCUGAAGAAGGAUUCCCGCCUCCGAUUAGCUCCAACCAGAUUCCAGGAGGUCGCAGAGAGCAUCAAAGAAAGGAAGCGGGCAAAGGUCCCUGAACAGCCCACCUCCCCCACUCAGGAAGAUCCUGAACCUGUUAGCAAUGUCCUACAAGGAGAUGACAUUCUUGCCUUGGCCAUUAAGAAGGAGGACUUGGAGAAGCAACACAUUCGUCGCCUUACUGAAACAGAAGGUAAACCUGCUAUUACCCAGAAAUUUAUCAUCCGAAAACUCAAACCCAUGGAUCCUAGGAGAAAGGUCUGCCACCUGGUAGCACAUCCUGCAAAUCCCGAUGUAGCCACAAAGCCCCUGGACUACUCAGGUCCAGGUGACAGCUUUGAUGGCAGUGAUCAGAUCCUGCCCCACCACAUCUUGGGGAGUCUCCAGGACUUUAAGAGAAUCGCAGUUGCUCGAGGGAAUCUCCAGCUGGCCAAGCUGAUACCCUCCACACCCUGUCUGAUGACCCUUAUCUCAGCUAAAGAAAAGUCAAAACAAAAAGCCCCAAAGGAGGAGAAGAGACAUCCCUGGGCCCCUCCUACUCAGCACAACUUUUUGAAGAACUGGCAGCGUAACAUAACCCUGCGGAAGAAGCAGCAGGAAGCCCUCAGUGAACACCUGCAAAAGCCAGUGGGUGAGCUGCUCAUGCACACUGGGGAGGCCUACAGGCGGAUCCAAGAGGAGCGGGAGCUCAUCGACCGUGCACUUCCAACACAGCAUGAUGGGAAAGGCUCAGAGACCACUGGGUUCUGGAGUCGGCUGGAGUACUUGGGAGAUGAGAUGACGGGUCUGGUCAUGACCAAGACAAAAACACAGCGUGGCCUCGUGGAACCUGUCACUUACAUCAGGAAGCCCUUCUCCACCCAGGUGGAGACAGGAUUGCCAGCCCAGAGGGAUGCUUGGUACCGCUACACCUGGGACCGGAGUCUGUUUCUGAUCUCCCGCCGCAAGGAGCUGCAGAGAGUCAUGGCGGAGCUGGACUUCAGCCAGCAGGACAUUGACGGCCUGGAGGUUGUGGGCAGAGGGCGGCCCUUCUCGGCUGUCACGGUGGAGGACUACACAGUGUUUGAGAGGAGUCAGGAGAGCUCUUCUGAAGACACAGUGUCCUUAGACCCGUUAUCCAGCUCCUCGGAUGUGACCCCCAUGCCUGUUCUUGGCCCUUCUCUACUGUUCUGUGGAAAGCCGGCUUGCUGGAUCCGAGGCAGUAACCCAGAGGACAAGAAGCAAGUUGGAAUUGCUGCUUGCUUGACCUUUGAAACUCUAGAACGAGAAAUGACAUCUUCAGAAUUGACCGUGGUCAAUAAUGGCACAGUGGCCAUUUGGUAUGACUGGCGACGGCAGCACCAGCUGGACACGUUCCAAGACCUGAAGAGAAACAGGAUGCAGCGGUUUUACUUCAACAACCGGGAAGGUGUGAUUCUGCCUGGAGAAACGAAAAACUUUUCCUUCUUCUUCAAGUCUUCAACUGCUGGGAUCUUUAGGGAAUCAUGGGAAUUUGGAACCCACCCUGCCCUCUUGGGUGGUGCCAUCCUGCAGGUCAACCUCCACGCGGUCUCCCUGACCCAGGACCAUUUUAGGGAUGAGAGAAAGCUACUAGAGAGCAAACUGGUGGCUGGCGAGGCAGUCACCAUCGCAGAGCACAUGCUGCAGGAGCUGCUGAUGGGGGUCUUCACUCCAGAGCGUGUGCCGUCCCCUGUGGACACCUACCUCACCGAGGAGGACUUGUUCCAGCAUAGGAAUCCUCAGCUGUGUUACCAGCACCAAGUGGUGCAACACCUGCACAGACUGUGGCACCAGUACAUGGCUCCACCCUCCAGGGCCAAGGAGGCCAGGCUAGGCGAGGAGGAGCGCCUCAGCCCCAGGGCCCAGGUGUCAAAGGCCUCCACGAGCACCGAGCUCUCCCCACGCUUCAGGAGCCCGGUUUCAGAAACUCAUCUGCACCGGCAGGAGAGUGAGGCCCCCAGGGACUCCCGAGAUUCCACUGGGCUCCACAAGAUGGGAGCAGGGACCAAGAGCUCUCAUUGGAAGAGCAUCAUGGAGGAGAUCUUGGUGGAGGAGAGCCCAGACAUGGAGAGCGCCAAGAGCCCCGGAGAGUUGGGUGGCCUUCCCCCGCCCGAGUGGAACCUCUGCUUGGAGGACUUCAGAAAGGCAGUGAAGGUGCUCCCUGAUGAGGCCCAGAGAGAGGACGCGCUGGUCAGGCUCAACAGGGCAGCCUUGGAGCUGUGCCAGGAGCAGAGGCCGCUGCAGUCUGACCUCCUGCACCAGAUGUGUUUGCACCUGUGGAGAGAUGUCAUUGACAGCCUCGUGAGCCACUCCCUGUGGCUGAGGGCUCUGCUGGGCCUGCCUGAGAAGGAGACCAUCUAUUUGGAGGUGCCAGAGGAGCAAGAUCAAAAAUCCCUUCCUGUCACAGAGGUGAAGGUGCCUGCCGGGAAAGUUGGGAAGGAGGAGAGGAGAGGGGCGGCCCAGGAGAAGAAGCAGCUGGGAAUCAGAGACAAAGAGGACAAAAAAGGAGCCAAGUUGUCCGUGAAAGAGGACCGGUCCAACAGCAGGAAGCACAAGGCAAAGGAUGACAAGAAAGCCACGAAAUCUAUAAGCCGGGACAGGCUUUCCUUGGAAGACUCUGCCCCCGACAGCACCCUCCCUUCUCAGGAGCCCAUAGACCCCCUGGUCAUGGAGAAAUAUACCCAGAGGCUGCACACUGAGGUCUAUGGGUUGCUGGACACUCUGGUGACCGACCUGAUGGUCCUGGCCGAUGAGUUCAGCCCCACACAGAAUGUCGAGGAGCCCCUGCGUCUUUGCAGCUGACUCUUGGCCCGAGCAGCCUUCUGGGAAACCUGUUAACCAACAAGUCAAUAAAGAAGCUUUAGGUUUCUACCA
Carlito syrichta (Philippine tarsier) is the source of this 2962-nucleotide messenger RNA. RefSeq names its product MYCBP associated protein (gene MYCBPAP). The coding region runs from base 47 to 2890 and encodes 947 amino acids. NCBI's taxonomy places the organism in Eukaryota, Metazoa, Chordata, Mammalia, Primates, Tarsiidae. The record is from RefSeq and is a predicted model, not a curated record. The transcript has 19 exons.